AUGGCUUUCUGCAACAAACUUAGUGGUUUUUUGAGACAAGGAGUUUCUCAGAGCUCAAAUGUUCCGGUGACAUCUAUGCUUGGCUCUCUCCGUUACAUGUCCACCAAGAUUUUUGUUGGUGGUCUCUCUUGGGGAACUGAUGACCAAUCCUUGAAAGAAGCUUUCUCUAACUUUGGUGAAGUCACAGAAGCAUCGGUGAUUUCAGACAGGGAGACAGGGAGGUCAAGGGGUUUUGGAUUUGUCAGCUUCAACAGUGAGGAUUCUGCAACCAAUGCAAUUUCGGAAAUGGAUGGCAAGGAGCUGAAUGGUAGGAACAUCCGUGUGAACCUUGCAGCCGAAAGAUCAAGUGCACCAAGAUCAUCAUACGGUGGUGGUGGUGGUGGUGGUGGAGGUUACGGUGGUGGAGCUAGCGGUGGCUACUAA
Molecule: messenger RNA, 423 nt
Organism: Microthlaspi erraticum
Lineage: Eukaryota; Viridiplantae; Streptophyta; Magnoliopsida; Brassicales; Brassicaceae
Source: the annotation of a GenBank genome assembly